AUGCAGCACGAACCCCGAACGCACCAUGUCGCCCUCAAAGAAAAGAUAUUAGGCCCAAUCUCCAUCCUGGCGCCAUUCUCAGCCCUCAUCAUCUCCGUGGCACUCGUCAUCUUCUUCCUAAUCCGCUUCUAUAUCCUGGAGAACUUCCUCAUCCGCCGCGCCUACGGGGCAAUCUUCACAGAAAUGAGCGAGCUCAACCGCCGAGGUUUCGUCAACCACCACAUUGCUGGCGUCACCAAAAUCGUCAUCCUCAUCGUGGCCGCAUACCCCUUCAUCUGCGUCACCUUUGGCAAAGCUACGUUUCAGACGGCCUAUGCCCCGGGCUCGGUGGUCACAAUGGGCGAUAUCCUCGUCGUGGUGGCGCAGAUGCUGAUUGCCAUGUAUAUCUUUGAAUUGCUCUACCGGGUGAAACUAUCCCCCGUCGCGGUGAUGCACCAUGUCGGGACCAUCCUGAUCGGGCAGUCGGCUGUUGCUAUCAGUUUGAAGUCGCUUCGGGAACCGGAUGCUGAUAUUGAGUUCGUUCUUUGUACUGUCUGGGGUAUGGCUGCAUAUGCUUCUUCGUUUGGUUUUUUUUUGGAAUUAAAGUUGACCGUCGCUUCCUUCUGCUUAGGUGCCUUCGAUAUCAUCUCUGAAUUCUUCCCUCACGUCGCGAUCAUUCUCUACCGCGUCUUUCCAAAACGACACCAUUUCCUCAGUCGGGUCUUUCUCCUUUCUUGCUUUUCGACGGCGGUCGGUACAACCUGUGAGACUGUGGUCACUAUGUGGCUGUUUGGUUCGCUGUGGAGUCGAUGGAGACUUGCUUUCAAGGUUGUUACACCACUUCUGCAUAUUGCCUUUUCGGCGGCGCAGAUUCAUGGCAGUCUUGUUUUUUGGCGCAUGUACUGCAGACAAAAAAAAUACUUGAAGGACCAGUCCGAUGAGAUUGACGUCGGAAAGGAUCUGGAGAGGGAGCUGUCGGAGGUUGUGAAACCCGGCGAAGGUAGCAAGAAGUUUGGUAUCGCAGGUCCCAAUGAUUCAAUGGAGAUUUUUCAGAUCGACUCUGUUACUCCUAUGGUGCGACCCGCAUGA
Penicillium nucicola is the source of this 1068-nucleotide messenger RNA. RefSeq lists its product as uncharacterized. The transcript has a single exon. Lineage: Eukaryota; Fungi; Ascomycota; Eurotiomycetes; Eurotiales; Aspergillaceae. The record is from RefSeq and is a predicted model, not a curated record. Bases 1 to 1068 code for a protein of 355 amino acids.